Molecule: messenger RNA, 684 nt
Organism: Esox lucius (northern pike)
Lineage: Eukaryota; Metazoa; Chordata; Actinopteri; Esociformes; Esocidae
Product: proline-rich receptor-like protein kinase PERK9
Exons: 5
Coding region: 1-684 (227 amino acids)
Source: RefSeq, a predicted model, not a curated record
AUGAGGUGCAGGGGGGUGCGGGUAGAGAAGAAGAUGCAGGAGGUGCAGAAGAAGGAGGAGUACAGUAGGAGCUCUCCCACCCAUCCAGCCUUCCCACGCAUCCAGCCCUCCCACGCAUCCAGCUCUCCCACCCGUCCAGCCCUCCCACCCAUCCAGCUCUCCCACUCGUCCAGCCCUCCCACCUGUCCAGCCAUCCCUCCCAUCCAGCCUUCCCACCCAUCCAGCCCUCCCAUCCAGCCCUCCCACCCCUCCAGCUUUCCCACCCCUCCAGCCCUCCCACCCGUCCAGUCCUCCCACCCCUCCAGCUUUCCCACCCCUCCAGCCCUCCCGUCCAGUCCUCCCACCCCUCCAGCCCUCCCACCCGUCCAGCCUCCCGCAGAAACAGCAGGCUGCCGGGCGGCCGGGAGGACCGGGGCCGAGACAAUCGAUCAGCCCACUGUUAACCUCACCGAGAUGAACUCUAAUUAUCCAGCCUGUGGCCUGGGGGGGCACCUCAGGAACCCCCCGAAAACACCCCCGCCGAUGCUCCACCACAACACAGCGCUCGAUAACCAUCAGCCCAAACACCGGCUAAUUGACUCCAAUUGGGCUUCAUUAUUGUGGCUUUGGACCGACGAGGCGGCGGAGGCCAGGCGCUGUGGUCAAGGGAACUUCAUCGUCAUUUCCAGGUCAUCUACAGACUAG